Coffea arabica (coffee) is the source of this 1067-nucleotide messenger RNA. Its product is annotated as ethylene-responsive transcription factor 1B-like. Lineage: Eukaryota; Viridiplantae; Streptophyta; Magnoliopsida; Gentianales; Rubiaceae. Gene Ontology annotation, molecular function: DNA binding; DNA-binding transcription factor activity. The record is from RefSeq and is a predicted model, not a curated record. Gene Ontology annotation, biological process: ethylene-activated signaling pathway; regulation of DNA-templated transcription.
CAGUGACAUCACAACAAUACCAAAAAUUAAUGCUUGGUAGUACUAAUUGUGCAUUAUUUUCUCUAAACAAGCCCAAGUUGGGCAUGAGGAGAAAAGUGAGAAUCUAUGGCAAAGUUAGUUUUAGAGAAUCAUGACAGCCAUUACCCUAACAAGAUCUAACGACUGAUGCUACCCCUACUACUUAAAAACUUUAAUUUCUCUGGAAAUCCUUGAAAUACUCUCCAGACAUAUGAUUGCUAAUCUCCAACUGAAAGGACUUAAGCAUAGAUUUUUACUGGAGAAAUGGACCAUGGUACUAAAUCCUUUCCGGGUGCAAGUUCAUCGUCUAAGGAAAUCAACGGUGAAGAAUUCACCCUAGCCCGUACCAGGGCUAAAGAAGAUCAAUAUGGGAAGGAGAAGCAUUACGUAGGCGUUCGAAAGCGGCCAUGGGGCAAGUUUGCAGCUGAGAUAAGGGAUUCUACAAGAAAUGGAAUGAGGGUUUGGCUUGGAACAUUUGAUACUGCAGAAGAAGCUGCCUUGGCUUAUGACCAAGCUGCACUUUCGAUGCGAGGUCCAGUGGCUGCCCUUAAUUUUCCGACUGAAAGGGUCCAUGAAUCCCUUCAAGAAAUGGUUCUUUUUAGCUGUGAAGAUGGUUUAUCACCAGCUGCUGCCCUGAAAGAGGCACACAAGAUGAGAAGUAUGUCCAAACGUAGAGGCAAAAGGAAACAGCUGGUCAAGGGAGAUGAUCUGGUGGUGUUUGAAGACUUGGGACCUGAUCUGUUGGAUGAGCUCUUAUCUGAAUCUGAGAGUUCUGGAUCUUAUCAAUCUCCAGCUCUCUUGACGGUAAACAAAGUGCUUUAGUGAUUUUGUAUGGUAUUGACCUUAGGCCCAUAGUACAGAAGCACCGUUUGUUUUUGUCAAAAGUUUGGCAUAUAGGAAUUAUUUUUUCAACUUCACACUGUGUGUAGCAAACUUCAGGUACUGUUUGAUGAUGGUUAUGACAGUUUCAUCUCAUUUUUCUUUUCCUAACUAUUUUAACUCUUUGUUUUCGAACGUAGUAUUCAUGUAACUGUGUCUGAUUAUAUUGA